AUGGAUGAUAAAUCAAUCGAUGAUUUCUUCGCGAAGAAAGAUAAAUCCAAGAAGAAAAAGAAAGGAGGCCCAAAGAAAUUCACCACUACUGAGACCAUUACCAAAGCUAUCCAUGAUCAACAAGCUGCAAAGAAAGAACAAGAACAAAUAGAAAGCACACAAAUGCCAUCGCCUUUUAUUAAAGCUAGCAUACCACCAAUGGAAACGACUACAGCAGUUGUAAAGGGUGACGAUGAAUGGAUUGAUUUUAAACAGAAAGAAAAAGCCGAUUUCUCUGCUCUUGAUUUGGAAGAUUUAAAUAUUAGUAGCAGUGGUAAUGCACAAGAAGAUCAACCCAAAUUAGAAAAUGCCACUGAAGAUGAUGAAAAAGUAGAUGAUGCAGCGACUCCAUGGCAAGGUGAUGUCAUAAGACAGAAAAAUAUACCAGAUGAUACAGAGGAGCAACAGCCGCAAACGAUUGAAACGCCAGCCCCUGCAAGUCAAGAUGCACAACCAGAAAGCACUGCUACCCCUAAAACCGGCGGCAAGUACAUACCGCCUGCAUUAAAGAGAGCUUUAGAGGGUAAGGCCGGAGGAGAUGAUCAAGGCACUCCUGCUCCUGCCAAAAGUACUGGCAAAUAUGUUCCUCCAUCAAGGCGAAGAACUCAAGAUGGACCAGGGUCAGAUAACAUCUAUAGCGAAAGAAGUUACGUCGUACCUUCGCGAAGAGGCGGCCAUAAAGUUGAUGCACCUUCUCUACAUGACGAAGCAGAAUUCCCAUCGCUUACGGAUUCUAUUCCGAAAGAGUCGAAGGAGAAUGCACCGUACGUAAUGAUUUGUGAACGUAAUGGUGUCGAUAAGUCGAAAUUGAUCUUGUUUUAUUUCUCCCAUAAUAGAGUAACUCAACGAUCUUUUGAAUAUGUUCGACAUGGAGGAAGGCCCUCAGGGCUCGCAAGUUCUCAGCCUGUAGAAUUAGAUAACAAGUAUCAGUCUUUAAGUAAUUGA
Molecule: messenger RNA, 984 nt
Organism: Trichoplax adhaerens
Lineage: Eukaryota; Metazoa; Placozoa; Uniplacotomia; Trichoplacea; Trichoplacidae
Exons: 8
Coding region: 1-984 (327 amino acids)
Cellular component (GO): cytoplasm
Source: RefSeq, a predicted model, not a curated record